Mycotypha africana is the source of this 968-nucleotide messenger RNA. RefSeq lists its product as uncharacterized. The record is from RefSeq and is a predicted model, not a curated record. Lineage: Eukaryota; Fungi; Mucoromycota; Mucoromycetes; Mucorales; Mycotyphaceae. The transcript is spliced from 4 exons. The coding region runs from base 202 to 840 and encodes 212 amino acids.
UUCAAAAUAAAAAAACCUACUAGUUUGAUCUCGUUAACUUUUUACUGUUUUAAUUAAGUGAUAUUUAACUCUACAAGUCGUCAAAUACCACAGUUACAAUGAAGGAUAUUUUCUCUCUAUUGUUGAAAUAUACCGCGAUAAAUUUGCGAUAAAACAAUUAGCUCAUUCACGUCAUGGUGUUCAAAGAAUAAAUUUCCAUUUAUGCAAGUAGAGGCCUCCAGAAAGUCGUUAAAAAACAAUGAUAAGGAGAGAAUCCGAUAUCGCGGGCUAUUUGUGGCUAAAGAUAUAUUCAUAAAUGAUAUUGCAAAAGGAAUCAAGGAAGACAUACCUAAAAUCCAACAAUACAUUGGUAACCUCAAAUCAGAUGGAUUCGAAGUCAUUGGCUAUGUAAGAAAGUCGUAUGGAAAUGAAGACAGAAACACGAGAAUUAGAUUGCUUCAAUCUAUGAUAGACAAAAUGCUUGAAAGAUUGUCAGUUGAUAAAAUCUAUGUUUCACCAAUGUCACAGGCAGGCGAGCCAUUUUCAUCAAGAGACGUGAACCAUGAUAGCCCUAUAUUAAGGGAGCUAAAUAAGGUUGAAGGUACUACCCAAGAUCUUAUCUCAUAUUUCAGUACUGCAAAAAAAAUUUGCUUAAUCAGAGUAGACUUUGCAGGUAUCACGACCAAUUGCGCUAAUCUGAGAAAUCUUUUGAGUCAACAUGAAAGUUUGAAAAAAAUUAUAAUUGAUCGUAGUCCUUUUGGGAAACCAAUCAAUAUUUAUGAUCGAGAUAAGUUGCUGGAUGGCACCCAAGAUAUAAGCGAAUUUGAUUGUCGAAAAGGACUUUUUCAACGAUCCAAAUAACUACAUUUUAAGUCAACUAGCGAAGCUUUAUUUGUCUUUGAUUGUAUAAUAAAAGUAAAAAACAUAUGCCAAGAACAUAAUUUAUGAUUAAAUUGAAUCAUUAUCAAUGAUCACCGCUAAUAGUUUUA